This is a messenger RNA of Thermochaetoides thermophila DSM 1495, 1587 nucleotides long. RefSeq names its product pyruvate kinase-like protein. Gene Ontology annotation, molecular function: potassium ion binding; magnesium ion binding; pyruvate kinase activity. The transcript is spliced from 6 exons. Gene Ontology annotation, biological process: glycolytic process. Lineage: Eukaryota; Fungi; Ascomycota; Sordariomycetes; Sordariales; Chaetomiaceae. Bases 1 to 1587 code for a protein of 528 amino acids. Gene Ontology annotation, cellular component: cytoplasm. The record is from RefSeq and is a predicted model, not a curated record.
AUGGCUGCUACGGCUCUCGAUCAUCUUAACCUUGGCGGUAAGAUUGAGUGGCUGGCGUCGCUCAACACGUCGUACCAGCCUGACCGCACCUUCCGCCGCACCUCCAUCAUCUGCACCAUUGGUCCCAAGACGAACUCGGUCGAGGCUAUCAACAAGCUUCGUGAGGCUGGCCUUAACGUGGUGCGCAUGAACUUUUCUCAUGGCAGCUACGAGUAUCACAAGUCUGUAAUUGAGAAUGUCCGCGAGGCCGAGCGCGUCCAGAAGGGCCGCCAGGUUGCCAUUGCCCUGGAUACCAAGGGUCCCGAGAUCCGCACUGGCAACACCAAGGACGAUGUUGACUACCCCAUCAAGGCUGGUCACAUCAUGAACAUCACUACCGAUGAGAAAUAUGCCAAGGCCUGUGAUACCGAGAACAUGUACGUCGACUACAAGAACAUUACUAAGGUGAUUGAGCCUGGACGUGUCAUCUAUGUUGAUGACGGCGUUCUGGCAUUCGAUGUGCUUGAGGUUGUCGAUGAACAGACCAUCCGUGUGCAGGCACGCAACAACGGCUUUAUCUCGUCCCGCAAAGGCGUCAAUCUUCCAAACACUGAUGUCGACCUUCCUGCGCUCUCAGAGAAGGACAAGGCCGAUAUACGCUUCGGUGUUGAGAACAAUGUCGACAUGAUCUUUGCUUCAUUUAUCCGCCGUGGUCAGGACAUCCGCGACAUACGUGAGGUCCUUGGUGAGGAUGGCAAGCACAUCCAGAUCAUUGCCAAGAUUGAGAACCGCCAGGGUCUCAACAACUUUGCCGAGAUUCUCGCUGAGACAGACGGUGUCAUGGUUGCCCGUGGUGACCUGGGCAUCGAGAUUCCUGCGGCGGAGGUGUUCGCCGCCCAGAAGAAGAUCAUUGCCAUGUGCAACAUUGCUGGCAAGCCAGUCAUCUGUGCCACUCAGAUGCUCGAGUCCAUGAUAAACAACCCUCGCCCUACUCGUGCCGAGAUUAGCGACGUUGGUAACGCUGUUGUUGAUGGCGCUGACUGCGUCAUGCUUUCUGGUGAGACAGCGAAGGGCAAGUACCCCGUCGAGGCCGUCCGUGAGAUGAGCGAGGCUUGCUUGAAGGCAGAAAACUCAAUCCCCUAUGUCAGCCACUUUGAGGAGCUCUGCGCCCUUGUCAAACGCCCUGUCUCGAUUGCUGAGGCGUGCUCCAUGGCCGCCGUGCGUGCUUCUCUUGACCUCAACGCCGCCGCCAUCUUUGUCCUGUCGACCUCAGGUGAAUCUGCCCGCCUCAUCUCCAAGUACCGUCCUGUCUGCCCUAUCAUCAUGAUCACCCGCAAUGCAUCUGCAUCUCGGUACGCUCACUUGUACCGUGGUGUUUAUCCCUUCCUCUUCCCUGAGGCCAAGCCCGACUUCAGCAAGGUCAACUGGCAGGAGGACGUCGAUCGCCGUAUCAAGUGGGGUAUUGGACGGGCUAUUGAGUUGGGUGUCCUCAAAGAGGGCGAGACUGUUGUCGUUGUUCAGGGCUGGAAGGGCGGCAUGGGCAACACGAACACUCUUCGCAUUGUCAAGGCUGAUGUUGAGCACCUUGGCUUCACGCCGGUGUCUUAA